Drosophila willistoni is the source of this 1232-nucleotide messenger RNA. It is a transcript of the gene RfC4, whose product is annotated as replication factor C subunit 2. The record is from RefSeq and is a predicted model, not a curated record. Gene Ontology annotation, cellular component: nucleus; DNA replication factor C complex. Bases 105 to 1106 code for a protein of 333 amino acids. The transcript is spliced from 2 exons. NCBI's taxonomy places the organism in Eukaryota, Metazoa, Arthropoda, Insecta, Diptera, Drosophilidae. Gene Ontology annotation, biological process: DNA-templated DNA replication; DNA repair. Gene Ontology annotation, molecular function: DNA binding; ATP hydrolysis activity; ATP binding.
GCAACACUUAUUUUCCCGCCUAAUCCAAUAUUGUGUGCAAAGCAUGCAAAAGUUGAUAUAAACAAAUUCUAAAUAUAAAAAUACCCGAACUCAAACAAACAAAAAUGCCAGAGGAACCUGAAGUUGUUAUUGUUGAUAAGCGGCACAAUAACAGUCUGCCAUGGAUUGAAAAGUACAGACCUGUGAAAUUCGACGAAAUUGUCGGCAAUGAAGAUACCGUGGCGCGUCUUUCAGUGUUUGCGACUCAAGGAAAUGCUCCAAACAUUAUCAUAGCGGGUCCGCCUGGUGUGGGCAAAACCACUACCAUCCAGUGUCUGGCACGCAUUUUAUUGGGCGAUAGCUACAAGGAGGCGGUCUUGGAGUUAAAUGCCUCCAACGAGCGUGGCAUUGAUGUCGUACGCAACAAGAUCAAAAUGUUUGCCCAACAAAAAGUUACCCUACCCAAGGGUCGGCAUAAGAUCGUCAUUCUGGAUGAGGCGGACAGCAUGACGGAGGGCGCUCAACAGGCUUUGCGCCGUACCAUGGAAAUCUACAGUAAUACCACACGGUUUGCCCUGGCCUGUAAUACCAGUGAAAAGAUAAUCGAGCCUAUACAAUCUCGCUGCGCCAUGCUCCGUUUCACAAAGCUCUCCGACUCACAGGUGAUGGCCAAGCUGAUUGAGGUCAGCCAGCUGGAGAAUCUCAAGUAUGAGGAGGAUGGCCUGGAGGCCAUUGUAUUUACGGCACAGGGUGAUAUGCGACAGGCAUUAAACAAUCUUCAAUCGACUGCUCAGGGAUUUGGUGAUAUUACGGGUCCAAAUGUUUUCAAAGUCUGCGAUGAACCGCAUCCCAUGCUGCUCCAGGACAUGCUGCAUCAUUGUGCCGGCAAUGACAUACACAAGGCUUAUAAAAUUCUGGCCAAACUAUGGAAACUGGGCUACGCUCCAGAGGAUAUAAUUGGCAAUAUUUUUCGUGUCUGUAAACGCUUGAAUAUCGACGAACAGAUGAAGUUAAACUUUAUACGCGAGAUCGGCAUAACACACAUGAAAAUCGUCGAUGGUAACAAUUCGCUUCUACAGCUUACUGGUUUGCUGGCCCGCCUCUGCCAAGUGGCCGAGGCUAACUAAUUCUUAAUUAGUAAUUAAUUUUUUUUUAAAUAAAAAUAAAAACAUUUAUCGAUAAACCGACUCGAUACUUUCCGGGUCGAUAAUUAUCACCACUAAUCGAUAAAUAUCGCACUACAUGCACUGUCA